AAUGAGAACUGAGUUAAUAAAAGUUAUUAAUUUAAAUAAUUUCUUUAACAUAGUUAAAUCAAACAAUAAAAGUAUUACAUAUACUUACAAAGAAGCUAGUAUAAUACUAUUACAUAAUAUAAGAACAAGAUGGUUACAGUUUAUAUAUACAAAAACUAGUCAACAUUUUCCUGUAUAUUUAAAUGAACCUAAAGCCAAGACGGUUAUAAAAAAUCAACCCUGCGGUUUUAUUCAUCAAAUUAUGCCUCAAUUCAACCAAGAACAUGUUAUUGAGUAUAACCGUGACAAUUUGAAUACAAAAACUACAUCAGAGUUAUGUUUUAAUAUGACAGUACCAAUACAAGAUGUAAUGCAAUAUUUUACGCAAUGGCAGAGGUAUAGAAAAUAUUGGUGGAGCUCUAUAACUACAACACCAAGUCUAUUUUCUAUAAGUGAUAUAAAACAUAAGGAGAAUAAUGCCAAUGUUAAUAUAUUAGCAAAUUUUAAUUGGGGUCCUAAAAUUGUUGAAGCUGUCUCAAUGAAUACUGAUACUGAAUUCUCUUAUUUAUCUUGUAAAAUGUCAUAUGACGAUGCACUAUUCACAAUUUUACUUGAUGGAUUAAACAACAGUACCAAAGAGAAAUAUUUAAGACUUCACAAUAAAAUGGCUCCGUACAAAAUUGCAUUAGCUAUAGAUUACAAUGAUUGUAAACAUUUUGAUACUCUUAAAGAGCUUGCUGCACUAAUCAUGCAUAAAUUGGAGACAAACAAUUUAUCAACAAUAUGUCCAAAUGUUGAACUGCCAUUGGAGUCACAGCUUCGAGAAAAUUUUAAGAUUGGUGUGACAUAUACAGCGAUAAUAAGUGAAAAUACACUUUCAAAUGGUAUUUUUCAUUUAUUGAAUAGCAGUACUAUGCUUAAGGAACAAAUACAUUUGGCAGAUUUUGAAACUUAUGCCACAUUGCUGUGUGGUAAAUAAAAGAACUUACUCUGCACGUUCAGUAUUAUAUUAAAAAUGUAGAAUUACAGUUUGAUAAAAAAGUUGUUGAAGUAAAAUGUUUUUUAAUUAUCCUUAUCUAUUGCUCCAUUGACUUUAAAGUUCACUAUGUGUUAAUCAUUAUCAUCAGGAAUUCAACUGGGAUGUCUGAAUAAUGGAUACCAUUACUUCCAGAUUUAAUUUAUUAAAGAAUACUUAUUGUAAGAAGUUACAUUAAAAUCUUAAUUAUGAAAAAAAAAAUAUUGAUCUAUAUAUCAAAUACAAACAAUUUACAAAAGAUUACGAAUUUCAUUGCUACAUUACUGUCACUGAAAUCUUUAGUCAUAUUUAUCUUAACUUGUAACACAAUUAUGUCCAAAAUAA
Messenger RNA from Papilio xuthus (Asian swallowtail), 1339 nucleotides. It is a transcript of the gene DNApol-gamma35, whose product is annotated as DNA polymerase subunit gamma-2, mitochondrial. The record is from RefSeq and is a predicted model, not a curated record. The transcript has 6 exons. NCBI's taxonomy places the organism in Eukaryota, Metazoa, Arthropoda, Insecta, Lepidoptera, Papilionidae. The coding region runs from base 2 to 958 and encodes 318 amino acids.